GGUCAGGUGAUAUCAUGGCGGCGGAAGAGACGGAUGUGGAUGUAGAAGGGGACGUGGUCGCGGCGGCAGCACAGCCGGGAAGUAAUGAAAAUGCAGCAUCAGUUUUACAACAAGAUCACUAUCUUGAGUCAUCAUGGAGAAAUGCGAAUGGCCUUAUUCCGUGGACUCUAGAUAACUCCAUCAGUGAAGAGAACAGAGCUGUCAUUGAGAAAAUGUUAUUGGAGGAAGAGUAUUAUUUAUCUAAAAAAUCUCUUCCAGGAAAAUUCUGGCUUGAUCAAAAGGAUGGUAAAAAAUACCUGAACAGGGUACAAUCUCCUACAAAACCAGCCAGUUACUCAGUAAAGUGGACGAUAGAAGAAAAAGAGCUGUUUGAACAAGGGCUGACUAAAUUUGGUCGAAGGUGGACCAAAAUUGCAAAGCUAAUUGGAAGUCGCACUGUUCUACAAGUGAAGAGUUAUGCCAGACAGUACUUUAAAAAUAAGGCAAAGUGGGGUCCUGAGAAAGAAACACACAGUGAGAAGAGUAGCAGUGAAAUUCAGGUUGAAAAUGAAGAUAAAGGUGCCGCAGCCCAGAUGCCAUCGUAUCCAAGGGGACGCGUUGAUCCUAACUUGAAUGCUGUAAAGAUUGAAAAGUUGUCUGAUGAUGAAGAAGUAGACAUCACUGAUGAGGUAGAUGAGUUGACUUCUCAAACACCACAGAAGAAUCCUGACAGUGGUCUCUCAUUGGACAGUCCUAAUAGUAAAACACACGAAACCAGUCACCGAGUAUGUGUACCCCAGGCAAGUCCCAUUUCUGAGUCUUCCGGGGAGUACCUUCAUAGUAUAAAGCAAGAUGAAAUGGAAAUGCAUGCAAGCUCAGAAAACACAUUAUGGACUGAAGAACAGAGCACCAGUGGCAAAAACUCAGUUGAGUUAAGUGACGAAAAAUGUAAUAAGCUGCAUGAUGGAAACAGAAUAAUAGAUGAUGCCAGGCCAAGGCCUUCUUCAGAGCUUUGUGAAAUUCAGAAGGAUCCAAGUAAUAAUGAAGUGCUUUUUCAUUCUUACCAAAUGGUGGAGGAAAGCCAUGAGGAAGAAGAGCUUAAGCCACCAGAACAGGAAGUAGAAAUAGAUAGAAAUGUCAUUCAAGAAGAAGAAAAACAAGCAGUUCCUGAGUUUUUUGAGGGGCGCCAAACAAAGACACCAGAGCGCUAUUUGAAAAUUAGAAAUUACAUUUUGGAUCAAUGGGAGAUGCGCAAACCGAACUACUUGAAUAAGACCUCAGUACGCCCUGGCCUGAAGAAUUGUGGAGAUGUCAACUGCAUUGGACGGAUUCAUACAUACCUGGAGUUGAUAGGAGCGAUCAAUUUUGGAUGUGAACAGGCUGUGUAUAAUAGGCCACAACCAAUUGAUAAAGUUCGAGUCAGAGACAGAAGAGAUGCUGUAGAGGCAUACCAGCUUGCACAGCGCCUGCAGUCUAUGCGCACUAGGAGGCGGAGGGUCCGAGACCCAUGGGGAAACUGGUGUGAUGCAAAGGAUUUAGAAGGACAGACAUUUGAGCAUCUCUCUGCUGAGGAGUUGGCAAAAAGAAGAGAAGAGGAAAAUAACAAACCUGCCAAAUCUUCAAAAGUGUCAAGAUCAACAAAAAGCUCAUUUGAUCCCUUCCAGCUGAUACCUUGUAAUAUUUUUAGUGAAGAAAAGCAGGAGCCAUUUCAGGUGAAAGUGGCUUCAGAAGCACUUUUAAUAAUGGAUUUGCAUGCUCAUGUUUCUAUGGCCGAAGUAAUUGGUCUGUUAGGAGGAAGAUACUCAGAAGUUGGUAAGAUAGUGGAAGUCUGUGCAGCAGAACCAUGUAACAGUCUCAGUACAGGACUACAGUGUGAGAUGGAUCCUGUAUCACAAACACAGGCCUCAGAAACCUUGGCUGUUAGAGGGUACAGUGUAAUUGGAUGGUAUCAUUCUCAUCCUGCAUUUGACCCUAAUCCUUCCUUACGAGAUAUUGACACACAGGCCAAAUACCAGAGUUACUUCUCAAGAAGAGGUGCAAAAUUCAUUGGGAUGAUUAUUAGUCCCUAUAAUCGAAACAAUCCUUUGCCGUAUUCCCAGAUUACUUGCCUCGUCAUCAGUGAGGAGAUCAGCUCGAAUGGCUUCUAUCGUUUACCUUACAAAUUUGAAGUACAACAGAUGUUAGAAGAGCCUCAGUGGGGAUUAGUGUUUGAAAAGACAAGAUGGAUAAUAGAAAAAUACAGGCUCUCCCGUAGUACUCGUUCCAUCAGCUUGUUCUCUACUUGUUCCUGCAGCAGUGUCCCCAUGGAUAAACUCUUUCGCCGGGACUCCGACCUGACUUGUUUGCAGAAACUUUUGGCGUGUCUGAGGAAAACUCUGAGCACAGUAACCAAUUGCUUCAUUGCUGAGGAAUUUUUGACUCGCAUAGAAAAUUUGUUCCUUUCCAGUUACAAAAGCAAGCGAGAAGAUGGAGUGACCGAAGAGAACUGUACAAAGGAAUUGUUAAUGUAAUUAUUUUAAUGUAAGACAUUUUAAUCUUGACACGAUAGAUCCUGCUUUCACAUUUGAACAUUGAAAUCCUUAUAGUUUAUCAGUGGCACGAUUUCACUAAAUUGCCCAGGCUGGGCUCACAGAGCGCUGAGAUUACAGGUAUGCACCACCACGCCCAACUUGGCUUGUUCUCAUGCCAUGGCCAGCAGCGUUAUGGAAACCAGGGCCCACUGCAGUCUUCCCGUCUUUCAUUAAGUAAUGCAGUAAACUAUGAAAAUGUACACAGAUGGUCUGUGUUAUUGUUUUGUUCAGAUUGAUAAGUGGAAUAUUUAAUUUUCACUUAUUCCCAGGCUUGUGGUUUAUCAUUUUCUAUUUUGUUGUCUCAUACUCAUUAGAGGUACUUCCAUAUGUUCUGGUGGGAUUUGUGUGUAUAUUUGUUAUUUGGGGUUGCAAAUGAGAUAUGGAUGGGUGGUCACUGAGAUAAUUAACAUGAUUGAGAACUACUGAUUAAUAAAUCUAACAACAUACUAUAUGGGGCCAUGAGAAAACUUCUGAUAGAGAAGAGACCUAAAGGAAAGAAAUUAGCAAUUUUUGAUCAUAGAUAUUUGCUGUCAUUUUAUUAUACACUUAUCUAUUCAUAUACAUAACAGUUUCAUCCAACUGUAUACCCACUUAAAUUAGUGUGUGAUAAAGUUUCGUUUAACUAGACCGGGUAAUUGUGACCCAAACUAGUGCUCCCCCCAUCUAAUACCAGGAGAAUGAGUCAAAUUACAGUAAAGCUUGAAUAAACCAGAGAUUGCUUUUUAGAUGCUAAAAAAGCCUUAUGGCUUUCACAUAUCCAGCCCAGUUUUCAUAUAUUUUCUGAAUAUACCCUGGAGGUCAAGCAAAAAUGUUUAUGUCACAACAGUCAGUUAGUAAAUGAUGUCAACUUCAGCCAGGAGUAGUUUCUGUCAGAAUAGUCAUCUUAUUUUUUAUAACAUUUUACAAAUGUAAAAAUCCUUCUCAGGUAUUAGGCCCGACAGAAUAUAGGCAACUGACUGGAGAAUUACGAGCAGUAGAAUGUAGUUACACUCCUUGGCCUGAGAUCCUGAAUGUGCUUGCUUCAGAAGGCUCGAAACGCAGAAUUGUGAUCUACAUUUAAGAGCACAGUUUUCAAGUGUAAACAAGCAGUCAUGCUAUUAGCUUUUUAUUAACCAGAGAACUAAUAUUUACCCAUUCUCCCAGCAUUUUUAUUGUUGAGAGUUUCACUGUAUAUCUAAAGUAGAUGUGUUUCAACAUUUUUGCUUCACUUGUUUGUAGUCAAUACCCAAAACAGGGGCUGGGGUUUUAGCUCAGUGGCACAGCACCUGCCUGGCAAGAGCAAGGUCGUGAGUUCGAAUCCUGGUACCGGAAAAAAAAAACCCAAAAAAAAUACCCGAAACAGAAUAAGGCACUAUUGAAAGGAACAGCUUUCCAUUUUUAGAUGGCCUGGAUCUCAACAUUGUGGUUUUGGGAGAUAGUUUGCCUUCUGUGGGCCUGGGUUCUUCUGUGUAACUUAGUCCUAAAUUAAAUUCAUAGUAUUUUUCUAGGUCUAAAAUUUUAGGGUUCAUUCUGUUUGUUAGACUACUCAUUUGAAAUUUUUGUAUUUUUAGAUAGCACAAUACAAAAAUUAACACAUUUUUAAAAAGUAUUUCUACUUUGUGUGCAGCUAUGAUAAACAAUGAAGUAUGACUUAUAAGAUCAUUGCUUUGAGGGCUGGGAGUACAGUGGUCCCUCAAGUUAAUGACUGGCCUGACAUACAAACAAUUUGGGUUAUGACCCAAAUUAUAGUUUUAACUUACAACCAAAGUCUUGGCUUAUGACCCAACUGCUGGUCAUUUGUGCUUCCAGCUGGUCUCAUACAGAUUUAACCCUUAAAGAAAGGCCCUUGGGAAAUCCUGAGCCAGUGUCUCUCUAAGACACUGAGAUCUGCCUGUGUAUAGGAGAGAAACUUUGAAGUCUGUGUAGAGGAGCCUGAGAGACAAUUUGAGUUGCGUCCAGCCCUCGGGAAUGAAUUGAGUUCACAAGUCAGGGUUCUACUGUAUAAGAGAUCUAGGCCUGAGCUGUUAUCCUAAUUCGUUUACCAGCUUUGCUGUGUGACCUUGGUCAGGUCCUUUCACCUUCCUGGACCCUAGUCUCAUCCACUGAAUUUAGGUGUGUGAAUUUUAAAACUUGGUGUUGCCUUCCAUGCACAGGUCUGUGAUACUCUGAAAGGUACUAAUUUACUUGUGCUCUUCCUUCAGACUCCUUUCUUUGUUGAUGCUCUACUUCCCUGUAAGAUAGGUGAAUUUGGCUGAUAGAAAUUGCUGAAAGUUCUGUUCUCACACUGAGCCCUCCUACAUGCUAGUGGUUAACCGUGUUUACUAACCUAAGCUGUACUUCAAGGAACUCAAAGAUGGUAAUUGCCAGAGCUGAAGGCUUUGGGAGCCCCAUUUUUAAAAUAAUGUAGACGUAGUAUGGUUUUCUGACAUAGAGUACAUUUAUGAAGUACUUUUACAACGCAGAAACACACACACCAAGUACUGACAUCUCAAUCUUACGGUAUAGUAGAAACUGCAGUUCACAUGUUGGUUAAACCCCCUGUCCCCCUUAACAAUAUUACUCUAUUUUACUUUGUUUUUAACGUUACAUUUUUUAGGAGGACAUGUUCGUUGUAUAUAUUGGUCACCUGCAUCACAAGGAAUGUGUUUCCUCCCAUUUUGUUUUCCCUUUUUCCUUCCCUCCCUUCCCCUGCGCUCUCCUUGGGCCCCUUCGCAUUUGAAUAAGUUCUUCCUAUUUCCCAUAUCUGUCUUGCGUUUUGCUCUGGAUUUACCUUUUGGGUUUCUCACACAAGAGAAGGCACUACUUAAACUUGUGUGGACAAUAUCAUUUUAGAACUUGCAGAUGUACUGUUUUAUUAUUCUAGCCCCUGCUUUCCUGCAUCCUCGUCAGUUUCUUAGGUGGCACUCUGCUGGCACUGCCGGCCUGGGGCUCCUGCACAUCCUUGGCCAGGGCGUGGCCCAGCACAGGGAGUUGGAACCUCAAGGCCUGCUGGGCGUAGGACCUCAGGAGGCAGCUCCCAGGGGAAAGCCUACCUCUAGUGUUUGCAGAUGGGAAGAAAGGACUUGAAAUUUUCCAAGUCCCUUAAUCCUGUUACUUUGUUGUAUCCCCAGGGCCUUCAUACUGAGCUACAUCCCAGCACUUUACUUUGGGAUGGGAUCUCGCUGAUUUGUUGCCCAAGCUGUGCUCAAACUCUCAGUCCUCUUGCCUCAGCCUCCCAGACUGCUGUACUAUAGGUACAAGCCCAGCUUCUCGUACUUCUAUUACUUCACAAAGCUGUAAAAGAAUUAGCCUAAUUUUGUUUCCUGUUCUGACUUAACUAGUGAAAAUUGUUACUGUACUUUUCCAGUGUUAGACUUAGCUUUCUUUAAAAGUCAAAGUUCAAAAUAACAUUUAAAGAAUUGGUGCUGAGACACCAGCAGUGUCAGACUCAGACUCAUACUCCUCCCUUGAACCACUCUUCUGAAUUUUUUUUUUUUUUUUUGAGACAGAGCCUUGCUAUGUAAUUCAGGCUGCCUUUGAAAUCUGUGUAACCCAGCCUGACCUUGAACUGACAGCAGUCUUCUUACCUCAGCCAUGUGAGUGCUGAAGUUCCAUAUUUUACUCAGGAAGUUAAGAUUUGUGCCAUGCAUGAUGGUACACACCUACAUCAUACCAGUUCUUGGGAGGCUGAAGCAGGAGGGUUGCAAGUUCAUAUACAGCUUGAGCAGUUUAGCAAAUUGCGAGACCCUGUGUCAAAAAAUGGAAAAGCUGAGGACGUAGCUCAAUGUGAAGACCCUGGAUUUAAUCCUUAGUACUGCAAAAAAAAAAAAAAAAUGGGCCUUUCGGAAGACCAUGAGCCUGAGACGCGGUGCCCAGUGGGUAGGCUGGUGCUUCCUGUGCCGUGAAGGGUGUCACUGAAGGGGCAGCCGUCACUGCUCUCCCCUUGGCUCCACCGCCACACUCUGGCUUGGUCGUUGCUGUCCCUGCAGCGAGCUCUGCAGGCCCCACCGUUACUGGCCUGUAGGCUUGAACUUCAUUCCUCCCACUCUGCCUGAAACUGCAGUGCUGCUUGGGAACAUCGAUCUUUAAAAAAAAAGAGGCAGUAGUUUUAGUCAUCGGGUGGACUUUUCUAUUCUGGCCCUUAAUCUAGAACUUGAGUGCUGCACUUCCUGGGAAGUGCUCUGCCUUUGCUCCCCACUUGCCCAGGCUCUCACUGCAGCCUCUCACCUACGUCACUCACCUACAGGUACAGGAUCUGUCUACUGCUUGUUGGGAACAGACCCAGGCCUAUUUCCCUCUAGCUAUUUAACACUACCCUUGGCUCCUCCCAGAAUCCCUUUCUGAGCCCAGGAGUAGGGGGCAGAGGGGACUGUGGCCUCAGGCCAGGCUGAGCCAGUCCCCAGCGCUUCAGCGCACCUUCCCACCUCCCCCUUCUUCCCACCUUCCCAUUCAGUCCUGCUGGGUCAGCUCAGGGUGAGCUGGUGGGGCUGCCGCAGUCAGAAGGCCUAGGGUUGGCGUUGUGACACACACGGCCCGUAUGCUGACAGCAGCCACGUGACACUUGAACUUGCAGCCAGCUUUCCAACAGCAGGUAGCUGUAGAUGGAUGCAUGGAUUUCUCAGUGAGGGUUGAAUUGGAACCCAGUUUUUAUUUUUUUUUCACUUAUACCAAUAAUAGCCAGAGACUAAAUCUAGCAUCACACUAGAUUUCAGGAGUUGCAGUGGAAACUUCUUUCACUGAAGCACGAAGAAACGCACACACAUUUGAUAAUCACUUGCUGCAUCAGAGUUAGCAAACACUUGAAGAAAUUUGUUCUCCAUUUCCAGUUUGCCAGUAUUUUUAUACUUUUCUUACCAGUAGUGUAGUGUGCAAUAGUAUAGUGUCCAGGAAAUCACUGUGAGGGAGAAAUAAUGCUUUAGUUUAUUAUUUCCUGAUCUUAAAUUUGUGUGUGUGUGUGUAUGUGUGCGUGCGCGCACGCUGGUGCUCUUUCAUCAAACUGUCCUCUCUGCUUUUUGUUUAACCUGUAAUUGUGUUUUCUGAUAUUCCUGAAUCUUACUUGCCAGGCUACCUUCUCCAUGGAACAGGGAGAUAUUAAAUGUGUUUUCCUCACUAAAUCAGGAGAAAAUAAAAAUAUCCCAGAGAAACUGUUGUUUCAAGGGUUGUCUGUGGAAUUCGUUUUGAGGUGGUAAAAUUAACUCAUAAUAUCUGGGUUGUUAUUUUCUUCAUUUGGUGUUUAUGAAUAUGUUCAUAAAAACUUCAGUUUCGGCGGGAAAUGCCUGAUGUGCUUCCUUGGAAGUUUCUCACUGUUAGUCUCUUAGGAAUUACAAAAUCUGUUACAUAUGUCCACAUAGUUUAUGUUCCUGUUUCAUAGGUAACCACAAAUACCUAUAAAUUGUAGAGUUACAUUUAGAUUCUAGCAUGGUUUGGUCAGUCACAUCCUUAAAUUUGUGGAUUUGAUAUGUACAGUGUUUGUCAUAUCUGAAGCUUACUAGACAUACUGCAUGACUGUUUAUUACACUUGCUGUUAUUUUUCCCAAGUGUUGUCAGUCUUAUUUUUCCCAAGUGUUUUCAUUAGUCUGAAUUUCAAAAUGUUCUGUAACAAAAUGUAAUUUAAACUUUUGUACAUUUUAAUGAUGCCAUGUUGUGUGUGUAUAUAGUGUAUAUAUAAAUAACAUACAUGAAUAUUAUAAAUAUCAACGUAAAAUUGAACAAUUUUCCUCAAAAUAGAGGAAUAACUUUUUGCGACAUAAAAUAUCUGAUUUUAAACCUUAGGAUUUUAUGUUAUGAUAAAAUUAGAGGAAAUAUGCUGAAGAUGCCACGUAAAUAAAAUUUUGAAAAUAAAA
Chinchilla lanigera (long-tailed chinchilla) is the source of this 8350-nucleotide messenger RNA. RefSeq names its product Myb-like, SWIRM and MPN domains 1 (gene Mysm1). The transcript is spliced from 19 exons. Gene Ontology annotation, cellular component: BRISC complex; BRCA1-A complex. The coding region runs from base 15 to 2489 and encodes 824 amino acids. The record is from RefSeq and is a predicted model, not a curated record. Gene Ontology annotation, biological process: double-strand break repair. Gene Ontology annotation, molecular function: polyubiquitin modification-dependent protein binding; metallopeptidase activity. Lineage: Eukaryota; Metazoa; Chordata; Mammalia; Rodentia; Chinchillidae.